GUAGUCGCCGUGCGCUGCGCGGGUUCGAAUCCCGUUCCAAGAGAAACCUUUCUCUUGGCUAUGGAUGUUGUGAUUGUGCGUAGGUGGUAGACGGUCUCUGACUGUCGAACGCGGAGGUACCACCCGGCGGAUCUCGUAGGCGGAGCCAGAAUGUGUGCAUGUUGCAUGCACACGUGUUCCCUCGCCAGAGUCCGUGUGGCGUUCCCCCUUUCCCUUGUAUCCCCCUAUAGCCCCACGGUACCCAAUGGGUGCUUAGGCCUUAGGCCUUCGUGGUAGUUGGAG
Molecule: messenger RNA, 282 nt
Organism: Acanthoscelides obtectus
Lineage: Eukaryota; Metazoa; Arthropoda; Insecta; Coleoptera; Chrysomelidae
Source: the annotation of a GenBank genome assembly